GUCAUUUCGUCCCUUGACUUAGCCCUUGAGAGUUUUCUGGUUUUUAUUUUUAAGUCGAAGCUUUAUUCUCCUCUUGAUACAUCUGUAAUAUCCUCAAUUGACCAUCUCUUAUCCCCAUAUCCCCUUCUUUGUCUUCCUCCUAGCCCCGUUGCGCUCUCUCUCUUUACCCCGCCAUGUCGUUCUUCAUUGAAAAUCCCAAUGUGGGAAAUACCAGCCAUCUCGAAGACUCAAGGAUUCGCGGCUACAACCCGCUCACCCCACCCAACCUCCUUCAGCAUGAGAUCGCAUUGACCGACAAGUCGCGGGAAACCGUCCUCAAUGGCCGUAACGAGGCCGUGGCAAUUGUGCAUGGCACCGAUGCCGAGAGGCAACGUCUCAUGGUGGUCAUUGGACCCUGCUCCAUUCACGACCCCGUAAUGGCCUUGGAAUACUGCGACCGUUUGAUGAAGAUGAAGGAGAAGUAUGCCGAUGACCUGCUCAUUGUCAUGCGCUCGUACCUCGAGAAGCCUCGCACCACGGUCGGCUGGAAGGGCCUGAUCAACGACCCGGAUAUCGACAACAGCUUCCAGAUCAACAAGGGUCUGCGCGUCUCCCGCCAGCUCUUCGUCGACCUGACGAAUAAGGGCAUGCCCAUUGCCAGCGAGAUGCUGGAUACUAUUUCCCCCCAGUUCUUCUCCGAUUGUCUUUCCGUCGGCGCGGUCGGUGCUCGCACGACCGAGUCCCAGGUUCACCGUGAGCUGGCCUCCGGUCUGUCCUUCCCCGUCGGUUUCAAGAACGGUACCGACGGCUCGCUCGAUGUUGCCGUUGAUGCUAUUGGCGCCGUCCGACACCCCCACCACUUCCUGUCCGUCACCAAGCCCGGUGUUGCCUCUAUUGUCGGCACUGUCGGCAACCCUGACUGCUUCGUUAUUCUACGUGGCGGCAAGAAGGGCCCCAACUACGAUGCUGCCAGCAUCAAGGAUGCCAAGGCUAAGCUGGAGGCCAAGGGCAUGGCUCCUCGGUUGAUGGUGGAUUGCAGCCAUGGCAACUCUGAGAAGAACCACAAAAACCAGCCCAAGGUCGCUGCUGUCCUCAGCGAGCAGAUUGCCGCCGGUGAAACCGCUAUCAUGGGUGUCAUGAUCGAGAGCAACAUCAACGAGGGCAACCAAAAGGUCCCCGCCGAGGGCAAGGCCGGCCUCAAGUACGGUGUCAGCAUCACGGAUGCCUGCAUCAACUGGGAAGACACCGAGACCACAUUGGAGACGUUGGCUCAAGCCGUUCGUGCCCGGAGACAGAAACUGAGCGGCGCUAACUAAAUCGCGUCGCUAUGUUUUUGUCUUUUGCUGCCUUUUUAUGACACCGGGAUGUAACAACGAGGCAUUUCACGAGCGUACUGUGCCAGGGAAUCAAGGAAAAAGUUUUGAUGCUUUUAAAUAAUUUCUGAAUGAGAAAGAAUCUAAACUCUAUUCUCACGCUUA
This is a messenger RNA of Penicillium brasilianum, 1457 nucleotides long. NCBI's taxonomy places the organism in Eukaryota, Fungi, Ascomycota, Eurotiomycetes, Eurotiales, Aspergillaceae. The record is from the annotation of a GenBank genome assembly.